AUGAUUGGACAUCUUACUUUUGUUCAUGGGUUAGCCCUAGUAAAAAUUACUCAAAUUAAUUUCAGAGUAUAUGUCCACAAGUGGUGGUUCUUUGAUUUUUGCAUUCUACCACUCACCAUGGAAAUUACAAAUCCCAUACUAAAAACUGUUGGAAGAAGAAGAAAGAAUAAAUUGGAACCUGGAACCAGCAAUGCUAAACCACUGAAGGUACAAAUAUUAGCAUUGAUAGCCUUGGGUGAAGCUGAAGCUCUCAAGGAUACAACUCAAGUCCAAAAAACUGUAUAUGAAGAAGAAUUUUCAUCAAAAGGAAAUGGUAUAAUUAAUAUUGAUUAA
Diversispora eburnea is the source of this 333-nucleotide messenger RNA. The record is from the annotation of a GenBank genome assembly. Lineage: Eukaryota; Fungi; Glomeromycota; Glomeromycetes; Diversisporales; Diversisporaceae.